AUGGCGGGCAAGUGCUCACCUCCACUCUCUCUCCCUCCUCCCAACUCCGCUCUCCUCCCUCCCUCUCGCUUCAAGAUUGCAUCUUUCGCCUCCCAUGGCCUUCGCCCUUCCCAUUCCCUCCAAGCCUCUCGGUUGUUUUCAAAAGGGCGGGGUUUUUCUCGCUCUUUCAAGCCAUAUUUUGCGGCGUCUAGCGAAGGGAUUGGCUCUUCUGAUUCAAUUUCCGUUGUUGCAAUCCCUUCUGAACCUCAAGUUCGUACCAGCUUCUGGAAUUGGCGUGGUUAUCGCAUUCGUUAUCAAUUUUCAGGAGAGACCGGACCGGCAUUGGUUUUAGUUCAUGGUUUUGGAGCAAAUAGUGAUCAUUGGAGAAAAAAUAUCUCUUUCCUUGCAAAAUCAAGUAGGGUUUUUUCAAUAGACCUUAUUGGCUACGGGUAUUCAGACAAACCAAAUCCGCGGGAUUUUGAACAGGAUAGCUUCUAUACAUUCGAGACAUGGGCUGCCCAACUAAAUGACUUCUGUGAAGAGGUGGUCAGAGACAGGGCAUUCUUUAUUUGCAACUCAAUUGGAGGAGUUGUUGGUCUUCAGGCAGCUGUUCUGAAACCUCAGGUCUGCAAGGGUAUUGUACUGCUAAAUAUUUCCUUAAGGAUGCUUCAUAUCAAGAAGCAGCCUUGGUAUGGUCGUCCAUUUAUCAAAUCAUUUCAAAGUAUCUUAAGAAAUACAGCCUUGGGAAAGCUGUUCUUCAAUGCUGUUGCAACUCCAGAAUCUGUUAGAAGCAUUCUUUGUCAGUGCUAUCAUGACACAUCUGCAGUAACAGAUGAAUUAAUUCAGAUUAUCCUUCAGCCAGGACUUGAACCUGGUGCAGUUGAUGUGUUUCUUGAGUUCAUCUGUUAUUCAGGUGGACCUUUACCGGAAGAACUGAUUCUCCAAGUAAAUUGCCCAGUUUUGGUGGCUUGGGGAGAUAAAGACCCAUGGGAGCCGGUUGAACUCGGAAAGGCAUAUGCCGAUUUUGAUACAGUGGAUGAUUUUGUUAUCCUUCCUGAUGUUGGUCACUGCCCACAGGACGAGGCACCGCAUCUUGUCAAUCCUCUUAUCGAAAAAUUUGUUGCUUGCCAUACUGCAUAAAAACAGAUAAUUUAGCUGCGAUCAUUCUUUUGGUCCAUGUUGAUUGUAAUGAAAUCGACGUCUCACUGACAUUGUUGCUGAUCUUCUUGCAUUCAUAUACAGAAAAAGCUACAGAGAAACACCGAAUUGAAAUGGAAAGAUCUCAGGUUUGAUUAUUCGAGAUUAUAAUCUUAACUACAGCACUAAUUUCACUGGAAUGCUCUAUUAUGUGAAUGAUUAAGCCUCAUUUACAUUAAUGAUGAUUAUAAUGAAAAUUUACAGUUCUGUUUC
Dioscorea cayenensis subsp. rotundata (Guinea yam) is the source of this 1389-nucleotide messenger RNA. RefSeq lists its product as uncharacterized. The record is from RefSeq and is a predicted model, not a curated record. The coding region runs from base 1 to 1119 and encodes 372 amino acids. NCBI's taxonomy places the organism in Eukaryota, Viridiplantae, Streptophyta, Magnoliopsida, Dioscoreales, Dioscoreaceae. The transcript has 8 exons.